AAAUUAUGUCGCAUGGCGAUCGUGACGUCACCGUAGUUUGCGUUACGAUACCUGUGCCACGUAUUUUUGCCGUUUGAGUGUUGUGUAAAGUCGCGCGAUUAACAAUUGAUUACAUGUCUUUUACUUGCUCUUCCCAGGUGACCUAAGAAGCUCUCGGUCGAAAUGGGAUCAUCUCACAGCGUGGAGAUACCGGGAGGAGGCACAGAAGGUUAUCAUGUAUUGAGGGUUCAGGAUGGUUCUCCUGGACAACAAGCAGGUCUUGAAGCAUUUUUUGAUUUUAUUGUGGCAAUCGGCAAUACUCGUCUGGACCAGGAUAAUGAUACUUUGAAGGAGCUUUUAAAAGCUGCUGUAAAUAAGGAAUUAAUGAUCACAGUAUACAGUAGUAAAACACAAUCUGUAAGACGAACGAAGAUUGUACCGAGCAUGACAUGGGGUGGACAGGGAUUGCUAGGCGUUAGUAUACGUUUCUGCUCGUUCGAAGGCGCCAACGAGAACGUGUGGCAUGUACUAGAAGUGCAUCCGUCGUCUCCCGCGGAGUUGGCUGGAUUGCGACCGUUUACCGAUUACAUUAUCGGAGCGGAUUCUAUUCUCCAUGAAAGCGAAGACUUGUUCACUUUAAUAGAGGCGCACGAGUCGCGUCCUCUCAAAUUGUAUGUAUAUAACACUGAGGAUGAUUCUUGUAGGGAAGUGACCAUUACACCUAACAACACCUGGGGCGGCAAAGGAAGCCUAGGGUGUGGAAUCGGAUAUGGAUAUCUGCACAGAAUACCCGUCAGGAGUGUGCCUGAGCAUAAACCUGUUAAUUCAUACGCGAACGUUACUAAAGUCGCUGCCCAAACGCAACCAGCGGCGCCAGCACCGGCAACAGUGACCACUCCUGUCGCUACUACAGGACAAAUCAAUCCUAUUACCAAUGCACCAGCUGGAUUAUCCGUCCCGCCGAGUUACACACACACAGCGCACUUGGAUAACUCCGCGAAAACUUUGAAGAGUGAACAGGAAGCCAUAUCAAUUCAGAACAUACCUGGACCAAGUGCACAAGAGAUGCAAGCAACGAGUCAAGUCAAUUUUACCGGUGCUGCCGUUGGUAGUUAUGCACCUAUCGGUUCGGCACCUCAUGUGUACCCGACUCAGCCCGCUGUCAACUUUUCACCUGGCACAUACCAAGCGACUCCAAGUAUUCCUGGUAUGCCAACUACUCCAGCAUUACCGACAGUAUUACCAGCUGGCAUGACUAAUUCUUACGAAGCUGCAACGGCAUCGCCUGGAUCAAUCAGCAGUGUCUUGGGACAACAGAAAGAACAGAAUCCUGGUGUCAUGGCAUUCAAUGUGCCAGGAUUUCAGAAAGAACAGAUUCCUGCGCAUCAUAACACGGUCGUAACUGGUGGAUUUAACGUACCUCAAGCUCACGUUGUGACGACGCCUAUCGCACUGCCAGGAAUGCCGCCUAUCACAGUCAGCGCCUCCCUUCCGCAGAACACUUCCUUCUAUUCAUCCGUUAUUGAACAACAAAACCAAUUUCCAUCUGGUAUUACCACUACUACCGUUCCUUCAACAUUAGCAUCGUCGACGUCUACGCAGUAAUGAGAGGCAUGUGUUUACGAAUUAAACGAAUGAGGGGGGGAAAGGAUAUGAUUUUCACUUUAAUAAGAGUGCCCGUGAAAUAAAAUCUGAUUACUUAUCCGUUCUAAAAUUGCAUAUGACUCAAACCACUGGGGGACUAUGUUACGUUUCCUUAAUAAUAAUAAAGUAUCAAGAAUGUGAUGUGCAUAUAAUAAAUUUUUUAAUGUGUACUAAAGAAGAUAGUAUUGUAAUAUUGUAUAUAAAUAAAAUAUUGCAAAAUCUUAAUUAUACUAAAUUGCACUGUGAAAGAAA
Ooceraea biroi (clonal raider ant) is the source of this 1875-nucleotide messenger RNA. It is a transcript of the gene Grasp65, whose product is annotated as Golgi reassembly-stacking protein 2. The record is from RefSeq and is a predicted model, not a curated record. NCBI's taxonomy places the organism in Eukaryota, Metazoa, Arthropoda, Insecta, Hymenoptera, Formicidae. Gene Ontology annotation, biological process: Golgi organization. Gene Ontology annotation, molecular function: protein binding. Gene Ontology annotation, cellular component: Golgi apparatus.